GGCACAAGAAAAGGGAUUCCAUACCAAUCCUGCCGCGAAAUCCUUGUCUUUGUCGCGCGCCUAAUCCAGUACGGCCGCUCUCGCUCACCGGGGGAUCCGCCCGCCGGCCAUGACGAGCGCCUCCGAGCUCUUCACCACCCGCCGCGCCCGCGCGCCGCGCCUCUCCGAGCCGGACCCGGGCCCGGAUCCGCACGCCGACGGGCCGCACGACCCGCACGGCCUCGGCGGGCGCCGGCGCCGACGCGGCUGCCGCUCGCGCCGCCCGCUCGACGCCGCGGGGGACGUGCGCCAGCACCUCCACACCGGGGCCCCGCCCUCGCGCCGACGCGGCUCCUACACGGACCGUAUAUUAUCGUACAUAGACAAUAACAACAUCGGGGAUUCUGCAGCUACGAGGAACCGACUUGAUAGGCUGAUGUUCAGGACGAAUGAGCGGCUGCCUGGCGCUGUACUGCAAGCACAAGCACGUGUUCUAGAGAGGCUAAGAGGCGUUUCUAUUGGCUCAUCUGCCUCCAGGCCAUCGAUCACAUUAGAUGAAUUUUCCGCUACGGAUGUGUUCAGAAUCAUGGACUUCGGAAGCAGGGAAGCCCCAUAUGAGGCAAAUUGGCCUACCUCAUCAUCCGUCCAGCUCAGCAGCGGCGAGGAUGAAGAAAGCCCGUCAGUCGCUUCUACUACUUUGAACAGGACACGUGGACUAAGCAAGAGGUCCUUCCUUAGGCUACAGAUAGAGAUAUUUGAGGCUAAGAAAGAUGAUAACAGGGAGGCAUCGCCUGAAUGCUCGAUUUGCCUCGAUGGUUUCUACGACGGAGAUGAGCUGAUAAGGCUGCGAUGCGGGCACAGGUUCCACUCAACCUGCUUGGAGCCGUGGGUGCGGAAAUGUGCAGAUUGCCCAUACUGUCGAACAAACAUACGGUCGCGCUCUUGACAACAAAUCAUCAGUUCGGAACCGCCACUUUGAGUAGGACUAUAACUAGACAAUGAUGUGUUGUUGUAACUCGAUGUUUUGUGCAUGUCUAUUGCACCGGGCCUGCUAUGUAGUAUUAUAUUUAACUUGUAUACGGAUAUUUUGUGUGGAUGAGGGCUGAUAGUUUAUAGCAACCACGGUUGCCUGUA
Molecule: messenger RNA, 1113 nt
Organism: Lolium rigidum
Lineage: Eukaryota; Viridiplantae; Streptophyta; Magnoliopsida; Poales; Poaceae
Product: probable E3 ubiquitin-protein ligase RHY1A
Exons: 2
Coding region: 110-925 (271 amino acids)
Source: RefSeq, a predicted model, not a curated record